Messenger RNA from Oppiella nova, 1772 nucleotides. The record is from the annotation of a GenBank genome assembly. NCBI's taxonomy places the organism in Eukaryota, Metazoa, Arthropoda, Arachnida, Sarcoptiformes, Oppiidae.
AUGUCAAUCAGUGGUCACACGAAUGGAGUGAUUGUCACCAAAAACGCCAAUUCAAGCAUCAAAUCAGAGGUGAUUGAUAUGAAAGUGAAGGACAACUGUUUGGCAAAGAGUUUGACUCAACUCAAGACAUCCAUCGGUUCCGUGAAUUGCAAUUCAAAUGUAAUGAUAUUUUGUGGCCAAAAGUCAAGACAACGCAAUGAUUCAGUUUCAUCGAUGUCUACCAUAAGUACAACGAAUGCCUCCAAUCCACCCAAACAAGAGGUGAUCCUUACAUACCAUUCUAUGGAUCUGUACUCGACUUCUGGAGAGCAAUCGGAGCCGUCAUCGUCGCCAUUGAGCGCCAAUGAGACCCAACCGCAGGACAUGUUCUGCUCGAGCACUAUGUCGGGCGACUGUUCCAGUAAUACGAGUGCCGAUAUCAUUGAUGCCAAGUCUGGUGACAACUCUCCCAAACGGGUCUGUUUGGUGUGCGGGGACACGGCGUCCGGAUUUCAUUACGGAGUCGCCUCAUGUGAGGCUUGUAAAGCAUUCUUCAAGAGAACCAUUCAGGGCAACAUUGAGUACACGUGUCCGGCGGCUAACGAUUGUGAGAUCAAUAAGAGGAGGCGGAAGGCCUGUCAGGCGUGUCGGUUCCAGAAGUGUCUGCGUAUGGGAAUGCUUAAGGAAGGCGUACGUCUGGAUCGGGUGAGAGGUGGCCGACAGAAGUAUCGCCGCAGCUCUGAAAGUCCGUAUCAGAUGCAGAAUAUGUCACCCAUUAAGAAGACAAGCAUCGAAGAAAAUAAGAUCAUAUCUGCUCUGAUUGGCUGCGAACCGGAACCCCUGUUAGCUAUGAGUUGUCAGAAUUCGCCGACAUCUCCAUCGACACAAUACAAGAGUAUUUGUCUGUUGAGUGAUCUCGUGGACAGAGAACUGGUCGCCACAAUCGGAUGGGCCAAACAAAUCCCCGGUUUUACUGAUUUGAUUCUUAACGAUCAGAUGAGACUAUUGCAGACGACUUGGGCUGAAGUGCUCUCUCUUUCGUUAGCGUUUCGGUCUCAUCAGUAUUGCAUGCAAUCCACAGCACCGACAUCUGCCAGUGCUGGCACAACGCCCACUAAACUUGUUUUUGCCAAUGACUUGAUUAUGGAUUCAGAACAGGCCGGACAGUGUAGGGCCGAUGAACUGUUCAACCAUUCGAUACAAUUAGUGAAAAGACUUAAUUUAAUAAAAAUAGCAAAAGAAGAAUAUCUACUUUUAAAAGCAAUUCUUUUAACAAAUGCUGAUAUUCUGUUAGAAGACUCGCAAUCGGUUUACAAAUUACGCGAAACUCUAUUAACAACACUUCAAGAAUGUGUAUCUGUUUUACGGCCAUUCAAUUGUGUCAAUCAUUUAAGCCAAUUGUUGUUAUGCAUGCCUUUAUUGAGACAAUUAGAUGGUGUGACCAGACGUUACUGGAAUAGUGUUCGCAGAGAGAGUAACGUUCCGAUGAAUAAAUUAUUUGUCGAAAUGCUUGAGUCAAACAUAACGAUGCGUUGACUCGACUAUACAUUGUUUUAAAUAUGGAUUUGUUUGCGAACAUCACUUAAUUGAAUACACUUUGGAAACAAUACAUAUAAUACAGGGUAUUAUUUAAUGACAAACCGAUUGCCAAUAUUUUGCAAAUAUCUGCAAAUAUCGAUGGUUUGGGUUUGAGUUGAUCUACGGUUAAGAAUCUAUUAAUAGGUUUAGAAUAUCUCUAAAGGCUUUGCUUUACAUAAUUUACAAAAUUCUUAUUACUUAUGCUUCCAUUCAAU